AAUCCUUUACAGCAAAACAAUAUUUAAUUAUUCAUCAGAGGAUUCAUACAGAGGAAAAGCCAUUUAUGUGUUCAGAAUGUGACAAGAGCUUCUCACGAAAGGGUGAACUUAUUCAGCAUCUGAGGAUUCACACAGGAGAGAAGCCAUUUAUGUGUUCAGAAUGUGACAAGAGCUUCUUACGAAAGGGUCAUCUUAUUCAGCAUCUGAGGAUUCACACAGGAGAGAAGCCAUAUCAUUGUUCUGAAUGUGAUCAAAAAUUUUCCCACCAAACUUCGUUUAUUGAACACAAGAUGAUUCACACAGGAGUAAAGCCAUACCAGUGUACUGAAUGUGACAAAUGUUUUUACAAAAAAUCAAAUCUCACAAGUCAUCAGAGGAUUCACACAGGAGAGAAGCCAUUUAGAUGUUCAGAAUGUAACAAGUCAUUCUCAAUGAUGUCCAGUCUUUAUAUACAUCAGAGGAUUCACACAGGAGAGAAGCCGUAUCAGUGUACUGAAUGUAACAAGUGCUUUUCAGAAAUAUCUCAUCUUAUUCGACACACAAGGAUUCACACAGGAGAAAAGCCACAUCAAUGCUCUGAAUGUAAUAAAUAUUUUAGUAAUAAAUCUGAUCUUAGGAAACAUCAGAGGAUUCACAUAGGAGAGAAGCCUUUCAGAUGUUCAGAAUGUAAUAAAUGUUUUAGAAAUAAAUCAAAUCUGAUCGAACACCAGAGGAUCCACACAGGAGAGAAGCCAUUCAGAUGUUCAGAAUGUAACAAGUCAUUCUCAGUGAUGUCCAGUCUUUAUACACAUCAGAGGAUUCACACAGGAGAGAAGCCUUUCCGAUGUACAGAAUGUAACAAGUGCUUUUCAGAAAUAUCUCAUCUUAUUCGACACACAAGGAUUCACACAGGAAAAAAGCCACAUCAAUGCUCUGAAUGUAAUACAUAUUUUAGUAAUAAAGCUGAUCUUAGGAAACAUCAGAGGAUUCACAUAGGAGAAGAUGUUCAGAAUGUAAUAAAUGUUUUAGAAAUAAAUCAAAUCUGAUCGAACACCAGAGGAUCCA
Messenger RNA from Rana temporaria (common frog), 1044 nucleotides. Its product is annotated as zinc finger protein 300-like. The transcript has a single exon. NCBI's taxonomy places the organism in Eukaryota, Metazoa, Chordata, Amphibia, Anura, Ranidae. Bases 66 to 1025 code for a protein of 319 amino acids. The record is from RefSeq and is a predicted model, not a curated record.